AUGGAAAAGUGUGCUAAGCAUUAAGAUGAUAUCAAAUAUAUUAUAUUGGAAUAAAAUUCUGUAAAAUUGGCAUGUCCUGAAUGUAGAGAUGAAAAACUUGAAUAAGGAUUACAACUUGAAAAAUUCAUAUUGAUAUAAAAAGUAUUUUUAAUAGUAUGAUAUCAGGUUCUAAAAUUACCAGAAGUAUUAUUAAGUAAGAUUGAUAUUGAUAUGCCCUUCAAGAAUUUUUUCUCUAAUAUUGUUAAAAUAACAAAUGAAGAUUUGAAUAAUUUUAAAAUAGAAUGGAUAAAGUAAAUGUCAGAUAUAAAGGAUUCUAUAGAAAAAUUGAUAAAUGAAACAAAUAAUUACUUUGAAAUAUUAUCUAAUUUACUAAGCAGUUAUAGAAUUGAACUAAAAAAAGUAUAUAUAAUAUUAUAAAAUAAUAGAUUAUCAAAUUUGAGAUUUUUGAAUAAUAUAUUUAGGCUAAUAUAAAUAAUGAAAACUUCAAUUAGUAAACAUCAGCUAUCAUUUAAAAAACUCGACAUGAAAUCAAUACAUAAAUAGAAUUAAAAAUUUAAGAAUAUAUUAAUUAGAUGAUAAAGGGAAAUAAUGAUGAAAUCAAAAAGAAUAUUGAAGAACAAAUUAAGGAUUAUAAGAAUAAAGUAAUCAAGUAUAAUAUUAAAUUUUAAUAUAUAUAAGUCUCAAAAUUCCAUCAUCAAAAGAAAUAUUAGAUUAAUUAAAAUCUGGUAUAGAAGGAUUUUAAAAAGCUAUUUCUGAAAAAUCACAUCAAGUUAAUCCAUUCUAUAUUAAAUGUUCUAAUUUAUUAACAAAUACAAACUUUUAGGAUAUUCUCUUUAGAAUAAAAUAAUAGUAGAAUCCAAAUAAUUAAAUUAUUUAUUAGGGAUCAAAAGAUGGAUUUCAGACUACUACAUUUUGGAAUAAAAUAUAAAAUAAAUCUAAUCUACUCAUGAUAAUGAAAACAAAAAAUAGUUAAUGUACUUUUGGAGGAUAUUCACCUUGUUAAUGGAUAAAGUCUCCUUAACCAUAAUUUAUGUCAGAUGAUCAAGCUAUAUCAUUUUUAUUUAUCUAAUUUCCAAAUUUGUAAUUGCAAAUCUAUCCAAUUAAAAAUGAUUGCAAACAUGAGGCAAUUUUUGUUAAUUAAAAUUUGGGUCCAUAGUUUGGUAAAAAUGAUCUUCAAUUAUUUGCUGAAUUUAAAGAAGGAAAUAUAAAUAUAGGAUAACAUUAUUUUAGAGAUCCUAAAGAAAAUUUACAAACUUUCAUUUUAGGACCUAAAUUAACAGAAAUAAUGGAAUGUGAAAUCUUUUAGUUAUGA
Paramecium pentaurelia is the source of this 1312-nucleotide messenger RNA. Lineage: Eukaryota; Ciliophora; Oligohymenophorea; Peniculida; Parameciidae. The record is from the annotation of a GenBank genome assembly.